Molecule: messenger RNA, 411 nt
Organism: Striga asiatica
Lineage: Eukaryota; Viridiplantae; Streptophyta; Magnoliopsida; Lamiales; Orobanchaceae
Source: the annotation of a GenBank genome assembly
AUGGCAACCAAAACCACAAUCCCUAUGACAGAUAGGAGGAGGCACAAGCAGGAGCAGCCACCCUUAGUCCUCUUGUUCAAUAUUGCAAGCCUCCUCUGUACUCGCUGCUCGAUUAGACAAAACCACAAACUAAGAAUCAAUUUUGGAAAAAUUCCCAAUAAACAGGAGAGAUGUUGGAUAGCUCACAAAGAUUGCUUGCCAGGAAGCUUUGAUAGAAGAGAUUGUAGGCUGUCCAGUCUAGUUCCCAGUAUGGUUAUUUUCCUCCGAAUAGAAGAUGCAUGCCGUUGGGCUUCUGGCCCAGAUGCUGGCAGCGAGUUCCUUUCAGAUAUCAUGUUCGUGAUGUCAUCAGAAAGUCUGACUGCUUCAUUAUAUUCCCUUACCCAGGAGUCUCCAGAAGAUGCCAUUGGCUGA